AUGUCAGUCCUCCGACAUGGGGGAGGCGGCGGCGGCUUCCUCCAGCGACGUCUCACGAAGCUAUAUACCGAUACGAAAACCUCAUGCGAAAGCGUCACAACGGCAUCGAAAGCCGUCGAUGACCCUGAGCUCGUCGCCCUCCACCGGAGUUUCCAGAAACAGAGAGAUCGCUUGCUGGCAUGGGGUCUAGAUUGGAGCGAUGCCAGCGCGGCUCAGCCCAACGAUAUCGACGAAUCCUUGACCGCCGCAGGCUUCAGCGAUGUCGUUGAGAGUGUCAUGUCAUCAAUCCAAGAACUUCUUAACGAUGCCGAACAAAUACAACAUGUCGAUGCGCCACUCCUGCCCUCUAAAGAACGAAAGGUCGAUCUUCCGUCAAAAGAUACUCUCGGCAGCCGACCCCUCAAGACACAAUGGACAGACGAUGAUAUCACUCGCUCAAACACGAUCUUGAACGAACUCACUGGCUGCAUCGAUACCCUGUAUGACUUGUCGCGCUCGCGCCGCACGAUGGCGUCCAGUAUGUCGUCAAGCAGGAUGGGUGGGCGCAAGCUGCGUGCUAGCCCCGCAUCGCCCUACGAUUCUUCCCACGGCUCAUUUGGUGAGUCUAAAGAGAAAGUCCAGAGCCCAAAGCCAAUGUUCGACCCAUUCUCCUACUCGCCCUCGACGCCACACCACGACUCCUCCAAUCCCUUCCUCCCGUCGAACCACCUCCUCAUUGAGCGCUCGGCUCUUCAACUAUAUGGAGCAGCUCAUGAGAAUAGUCCUCCGCCAUAUGAACCUGUUGCGGCGUCUUCCAAUUCGCGCGCUAUUGGGCGCCUGAAUUCUUCGGCGUCGCCCGUUCUUGCCUCCACGAAAGAGUCGCAUGUAACUGUCCUAGUUGAAUUCAUCCCCAUCAUGAUGGAUGCCGAGAUGAGCCCCAAGAGUUCUCGAUUGGAAAAGCUUCAGCAGUCUUUGGAACAAUUGCUGCAGAAUGCCCGGAUAUCUCACCUAGGUCUUAUGCGAUUCCUGGGCUACUGCAUUGACCAGCCCAAUGCUCGCUAUGCAUUCCUCUAUCAGAUGCCAGUCGACUAUUUUCCGUUCCUUCAGAAUCCCAGUGACUUGUUGAAAGAGCUGACGCCCAAGCCAUUGGUGGCUCUCCUUCCUUCAGCUGAAGAAUACCGAGAGAAACGAGUCCCAAAUCUGGACACUCGCUUUCGAUUGGCUUAUGAUCUGUUAAUGUCUGCUCUUCACCUGAGAAGUCAGAACGCCGUACACGGUAACAUCAACAGUAGCAAUGUGAUCUUCUUCCCUGGUCGGGAUGAUGCUAGUGAUGACGAGAGCGGACUUGCCCCAGAUCUCCGUCGUCCUUAUCUAACUUCUCCCGCACGGUUCUCUGGCGAUGGACCCACACCUGAGCCAUUGUCUUCGGCAAUGUAUCGUCAUCCAGAGGACAAGAGGUCUGUUGAAGAUGAUGGCGCUUGGGCAUAUGAUCUGUAUUCUCUUGGCCUUAUCCUCUUGGAGAUUGGACUAUGGGCUCCAGUCGGUCGGCUUUGGAAGAUGAAAUAUGACCGUACUUGGUUCAAGCAUCGCGUGGAAGAUCUCUACGUCAAGAAGCUUGGCCCGAAGUGCGGUGGCGCUUACCUCCAAGCCGUUCAGCUAUGCCUUGAUGCCCCCAACUUCCAUCUCUCGACACAACCCAUGACCGAUCUUGGUCUUCGUGUGCCUCAAAUCUACCACUACCCAGUCCUUGACCUGUCAGAACCUGACGGCACCUUCUCGUUCUCAAUGAACUUCAUGUACACGAUUUGCAAGAUUUUGUGGUCUUGCUGCCGAAUUGACAUAUUCUCGGCGCCCGGAGCAGAGGAGUUGGAUGACUGUCUCCCACUUGCGCUAGUUCCGACCCCCGAACCCCUAACUAUCCAGGACAAGGUCAAUGCAUACAAAGCAAAGCAUGACUUGACCAAUUUGGAUAAGAAGCUCCCAAGCAUUCCUCAACAGGACUGGACUCCUUCAAAUGAGGAAAAGUCUGUUGAGAAGCCUGCUAAGAAGCGCACUGUCAAGAGGCUUCCACACCUGGAAAUUCCAGAUGACCACUUACAGGAGUGGAAUUUCCACAUGAUGCCCCGGUUGAGUCGUCUCCUUCAAAAGAUUCUGAAAGAGUCCUCCGAGUCUUGUGGGGUCAACCUCAUCAUGACUGGCGAGUCCGCCGAGAGCGCGAGAACAACCAUCUGUGUCACUUGCGCUAGCGUGAAGAAGGUACGAUUCGCUUUGAAGAAGCACUUCUCUCUCGGUCGAGAUGAUUGGGAUUUGAUUGUACUACGUGGCGACAUCGAAAGAUCCAAGGUGCCUCGCAACAAACGUCGCCGGCCGGCCAAGACUCGUCCCAAUGUGUCGAAUGCAACUCCCUUUCGCCAGAGAGAGCUUAACCCAUGUCACCAGCAAAGACCUCUUUGCGGAGCGUCCAUUGGCGCUUUCCAAAACGAAGAGCAUUUACCCCCCGUCUCCUAUGGUGGCGCCGUCAUCGUCGAUGGCUUGCCAUAUGGUCUGACAGUUCAUCACAUGUUGGAAGCUCCCAGUGAAGACGAAGGCCAAGGCAAUAGCCACGGAGACCCGAACCCAGAAGACCCAUCAAGGUCGGUGGGUAAUUGGCCGCGCGAUACAGCCAAUACACAGAACCCCGAAUUCAUGUAUAACUAUACCGAGGACGACCAGCCUGGAAUGAACCUCGAGUUCGAACUUUCCGAUCUGGAGGACGGGGAUGAUGCAUCAUUCUCGCAAGGUCUAGAGUCUGGGUAUGAUGAAUUUUGGCUCUCGGAUGAAGAGUCGUCGGAUGAUGACUCUCUUGGUGGCGACGAUGACGAUGACGACGCUGCAUCAAUCGGCGACACUGCUGGCAUCGAACCUGGUGAAGAACCUCGGCUGCUCGUCACCCAGCCAGCCAUUGACGACGUGCACGAUGACUUUUUUCCAUCCCCAGAGGAUCGAGAUGAUGAACAUCUCGCCUCACACUCCCUUGGCUAUGUCCACGCCUCCUCUGGAGUACGUCGCUGGACUCGAAAGGGCCUCAAGCAUGAGAUUGAUUGGGCCCUCAUCAAAGUGGACGAAGCCCGCAUGGACCCCCGCAAUAUCAUCCUCGAUACCACCGGAUCCAGUAUCGCCCGUCCAGGACGGCCCAUUCCACCACAACCCAUUUUCUUGAAUAAGGUCGCCCGGAUGGAGGAGCUAGGUGGUUUGCAAGUUCAUUGCUGUGGCCGGACAAGCGGGCUACAGACCGGCCAGAUAUCCAAGGCCAUGACACUGGUCAAGCUGCAUGGCCGGCAUUCUUUCUCGACAAGCUUUUGCGUCAAUGGGAAUUUCGGAGCCCCCGGUGACUCUGGCGCAUGGGUCUUCGACCGCCCAACCGGCCGCGUCUGCGGCCACGUCCUCGCCUGGUCCGAAAGGACAAAUACAACCUACAUCUCCCCGAUGGAGGUCACCCUCGAUGAUAUCGCCCGUACCCUCAACGCAUCCCUCGUCUCCCUCCCCGGCGACCCAGGCAGAUCGACGGCCUACGCGGACCCUACCUCGCCGCCCGCCCAAUACAGAUACCAGGCUCAGCAGCUGCCCGGGGACUUUGGCCGUCUAGCCCUUGGGGCUGGAGGCAGCCCCGGUCCGCUUGUUCCUCCUCAUCCACAUCACUUUCCUCAUCCUCAUGGCCACCCAGGCUAUGCUCGUCCUCCGCCUCCGCCACCUCCUCCCCCUCCUGGCUCGCGCGAAGCCCAUGGACCUGUAUACCGUGGCCCUGUCCCUCCGAUUCCGCCAUCCCUUUUGAGUGGUCCGCGCAGUGUCGAGAGACAACUUGCUUGA
Messenger RNA from Penicillium arizonense, 3825 nucleotides. RefSeq lists its product as uncharacterized. The coding region runs from base 1 to 3825 and encodes 1274 amino acids. The transcript has 2 exons. Lineage: Eukaryota; Fungi; Ascomycota; Eurotiomycetes; Eurotiales; Aspergillaceae. The record is from RefSeq and is a predicted model, not a curated record.